Molecule: messenger RNA, 381 nt
Organism: Salvia miltiorrhiza (redroot sage)
Lineage: Eukaryota; Viridiplantae; Streptophyta; Magnoliopsida; Lamiales; Lamiaceae
Product: probable carboxylesterase 15
Exons: 2
Coding region: 1-381 (126 amino acids)
Molecular function (GO): hydrolase activity
Source: RefSeq, a predicted model, not a curated record
AUGGCACCGCUGUCUAGAAAGACUGCUUAUGACAACCAACGUAACCUCCACCUCCGCCUCUACAAGCCCCGCUCCACCCCACCGCCGCCCUCCCCGUUCUCUACUUCUUCCAUGGGGGUCAUGGUGGUGGAGCCUGACUACCGGCUAGCGCCGGAGCACAGGCUCCCCGCCGCCGUAGAGGAUGUGCUCAGCUCUCUUAAGUGGCUGCAGCAGCAGGCUCUGCUGGCUGACGGCGGCGGUGAUGAGUGGCUGCGGGAGGGAAUUGAUUUCGGGAGAGUGUUCGUGGUGGGUGAUUCCUCCAGCGGGAACCUGGCCCACCAUCUGGCGGUGGAGCUCCGUCGUGGAUCGCUGGAGUUGGCCCCGAUUAGGGUGUGGGGCUAG